This is a messenger RNA of Emiliania huxleyi CCMP1516, 1082 nucleotides long. RefSeq lists its product as hypothetical. The transcript has a single exon. The coding region runs from base 53 to 820 and encodes 255 amino acids. NCBI's taxonomy places the organism in Eukaryota, Haptophyta, Isochrysidales, Noelaerhabdaceae. Gene Ontology annotation, molecular function: acyltransferase activity, transferring groups other than amino-acyl groups. The record is from RefSeq and is a predicted model, not a curated record.
AGGAAAUGCGCUGAGAUCGCGCGGAGGCCAGGAGGCAUUGAGAUCGCUCCGAAUGCGGGAGUUUGCAGUCCCUGCCAUUUCCGAGGCCGCCACUUCAGUCCGUUCGGCCUCCUCGCGCGGCUCAUCGUCCUGCUUCACCAUCCGCCCUUGCGGCUCGGCUGACGAGCUUGGCGAUGUGCGUGGGCAGCUGCGGAAGCGCGAGCACCAGCGCGGCUUCAUCAACUCGAUUCUGGACGUGCGUGACCGCCAGCUCUACCCGCGCGACUUGCUAGUAGCGUGGGUGCCCGCGCGUCGGGGCGGCCAGCGUCCGGCCGGGGUCGUGCGCCGCUCGCUCAAGUUCGACAAGGCUGCUGGUCGCUCGAGUCUGCACGUGGACUUCGUCUGGGUCGCGCCCGAGUUCCGAGGGCAGCAGAUCGGCCGUGCGCUCCUGGUCGAGAGCCUGCAGUUUGGCAAGCCCAAGGACGUACGGCUCGAGGUUGCGGGCAGCGUGUCAAACAUCGUGGCGAUCCGGUUGUACGAGAGCCUCGGCUUCCGCUGGACCGAUGCCUCGCACGCCGAGAUGCUCCUCAGCGCGGAGCAGGCGCGCGCGGCCGCCGAAGCCUACGAGCGAGAGGCUCCCUCCCGCCCGGCCGGCAGGCCGGGGGGGCCGCCAUCCUCCGCCGCCUCCGCCGCAACCACCGCCGUCGCCGCGGCAUGGGCGACCUCCGACAUCGCCAGCAUCGCGGACGUGGUCUCGCCCUUUCCGUCGCGCUCGCCCUCGCGCGCCACGCUGGUGGAGGACGCGGGGGAGCAGCCGGGCCAAGGGGGUGGCGACAGGUAGAGAGAGCCCUCCUGCGCUUUCCGACUUAUCAGAUACCCCGCGCGUCUGUGUGUGUGACCUGUCAUGAGUGUGCGCAUGUCUCAAGUUCUCUGUUCCCGCCGUCCCGGCGUGUCUAAUGGUCUCUCCGACGGGCCCCCAGUCUCUCCACGCGCGGCGCCUCGCCGCCGCGCGCGCCGGGCCCGCCGCGCCCGCGGGCGCAGCUUGCACCGCUGGCGCGGUGGCGCUGCCCCGCCGGCGGCGCCCCGCCGGGGCGGCGAGGGGC